Molecule: messenger RNA, 1218 nt
Organism: Sinocyclocheilus rhinocerous
Lineage: Eukaryota; Metazoa; Chordata; Actinopteri; Cypriniformes; Cyprinidae
Product: mitochondrial inner membrane protease subunit 2-like
Exons: 5
Coding region: 1-492 (163 amino acids)
Cellular component (GO): mitochondrial inner membrane peptidase complex; membrane
Molecular function (GO): serine-type endopeptidase activity
Source: RefSeq, a predicted model, not a curated record
AUGGCGCAGACGGGCUUUGGGCGAAGAUACUUCAAAGCUUUUGUUAGUGGCUUCUUUGUAGCUGUCCCCGUGACAGUGACUGUUUUAGACCGUCUUGCCUAUGUGGCACGCGUGGAAGGUGCCUCGAUGCAGCCGUCCUUAAACCCAGAUGGAGAGUCGUCACCUGAUGUUGUGCUGCUCAACCGCUGGAGUGUGAGGAACUACCAAGUACACCGAGGGGACAUUGUGUCAGUUCUGAGCCCGAAGGACCCUCGGCAGAAGAUCAUCAAACGGGUCAUUGGGAUCGAGGGGGACUUCAUCAAAACGCUGGGAUAUAAAAACCGUUAUGUAAGAGUUCCAGAUGGACAUCUGUGGAUCGAGGGGGACCAUCAUGGACACAGUUUCGACAGCAACACAUUUGGACCGGUGACCGAUGGAAACUGUCUUUCAGGCUGCAGUUUUAAAGGGUCUUUUCUGGAAGUCACCACCGUAGGCAGAUUUCGCCACAAAUAGACUUGUUUAUAAAAAAUUCAACAAACACCGCCAAAGAUUGCCGCUUUCUGGGGACUUUGUUAACAGCCUUGACGCGCUCGAAUGCCCCCGCCUGUAAUGUAUAGAGAUUGAGGUAUUAUUGGUUCUUUGAAGAAGCUUCUUUGCUGCACGGCUCCUCAGAUACAUUAUUAAACACAGCAGUGAUUCUUUCUCCCAUCUCAACUCAGACUGUGACACGACUCGCUACAAUCAUUCGCAAUACCGUCAAGAUGUGUUGCUCAGAUUCGUCCUUGAAAUGUUUUUAAAUGUUGGGAUUUGCUUGCUUGGACUGAAAUCGUCCUGUCCAUUUAGUCACUGACUUCCUUCAGUUUUGAUGGUUUUGCACCGGCUGAGGUUUUCGAGUGUUCGUCCUCAGGAGGAUUUUUAAUGAUGUUUCUUGUCAGAAAGCAAAUGAAUAUGUUUCUUACUGAACCACAUACUUCCUAGGUCUCUUUUAUUAUUGUUUCACAUCCAUUACCCAAAACGUUUUUGGUUUCCCCCAGAGACCAGGCUUGAAAAACUCAAGGGAGUGGUGUGAGAUAGAUUUGGUGAAAAACCAUCAGGUCAUAUAUCACUAAGCAAAUAUUCUCGCUGGAUGUUUCAGGCAAUUGCUUUCACUUUUGUCAGUACAGACCGCGCCGUUACCUUGACUUGAUGUAGGCCUAUUAUGCAGCAAGAUGUGUGUGUUUUGGAGGAAAUAAACUUUUC